UGGCAGUAUAAGUCGGCUUUUACAUUGUUUUUCAACUGCCUUGUGGAUAUGAUCAGUCUAAAUAUUUAACAUUAAUAAAAUGGAUUAUGAAACCUCCUUACCUGAGCUCGGUGACCUAAUGGCGCUGACUUGUAAUGAGAGGCUCGAACUUUUGGAGUCACUUUUAAGUGAUCCCGAUGGCGAUAAGAAGUUAAAUCAAAGCCUAAAUUUGGAGGAUAAUUUUAAAGGGCAUCAGUACUCCAUGGAUGCUUUAUUGGACACAUUUAUCCUACUUUACGAUGAAUGCAGUAAUUCAUCUCUACGUAGAGAGAAAAGUGUAUCCGAUUUUCUAAAACUUGCAAAACCCUUUGUUCACAUUGUAAGAAAACUUCGGCUAACGCGUGAGGAUUUUGAAAUAUUAAAAAUCAUUGGACGCGGAGCAUUUGGUGAAGUCUGCGUUGUACGCAUGCUCUCAUCAGAAAACAUUUUCGCAAUGAAAAUAUUAAAUAAAUGGGAAAUGCUAAAACGAGCAGAGACAGCUUGUUUUCGUGAAGAAAGGGAUGUGUUAGUACUUGGAGAUCGUCAGUGGAUUACAAACUUGCAUUAUGCGUUUCAGGAUAAUAUCAAUUUGUACCUGGUUAUGGACUAUUACUGUGGUGGCGACUUAUUAACGUUAUUGAGCAAGUUUGAAGAUAAGCUUCCCGAAGACAUGGCCAAGUUUUACAUAACUGAAAUGAUAUUGGCAGUUGAUAGCAUUCAUCAACUGAAAUAUGUUCACAGAGAUAUAAAGCCAGACAAUGUUUUGUUGGAUAAGAGGGGACACGUACGAUUAGCUGACUUUGGUUCAUGUUUACGUUUGGAUAAGGAUGGAACCGUUCAGUCAAAUGUGGCAGUAGGAACCCCCGAUUAUAUAUCUCCUGAAAUUCUAAGAGCCAUGGAGGAUGGAAAAGGACGUUAUGGCACUGAAUGCGAUUGGUGGUCCUUGGGCGUUUGUAUGUACGAAAUGCUGUAUGGAGAGACUCCAUUUUAUGCCGAAAGUCUAGUGGAAACCUAUGGCAAAAUAAUGAAUCAUCAAAAUUGCUUUAAUUUACCAACACAAGAUACGCAACACGCAAAGUUAUCGGAUGCAUCCAAGGAUUUACUUUCCAAAUUGAUAUGUAUACCUGAGAAUCGACUUGGUCAAAAGGGUUUACACGAUUUUAUGACACAUCCGUGGUUCGAUGGCAUCGAUUGGAAGAAUAUUAGAUGUGGCCUCGCACCGUAUAUACCAGAAGUGUCGAGUCCAACAGAUACAUCGAAUUUCGACGUCGAUGAUAAUGAUGUCAGAUUAACGGACACGAUUCCUCCUUCGGCCAAUCCAGCAUUUUCUGGUUUUCAUUUACCAUUUAUUGGAUUUACAUUCUCACAAAAUUGUUACUCAUCAGACUCUAGAAAAUUUGAAAAUAAAAACCAAACUUCUACAUUUGCUGAUGCUCUUGAAAGUUCGCUUGUGUGUAGUGAACUAUCCAAAGAUUCAGAUAGCUCCAACGAGUUGCUAAAUAAGCAGUUGAAAACAUUAACAGAACAACUAUUGUCAACCAAACAGGAAAAGAGUGAUUUAUCUGCAAAAUAUAACGAGGUUUUGGAGCGCCUUAAAACUCAAGACUCUGAACUUAAAGAAGCUAUCUCUCAGCGUAAUGGUGCAAUGAUGGAAUAUUCGGAAGUAACCGAAAAAUUAACCGAACUUCGAAACCAAAAACAGAAACUAUCGAGACAGGUAAGGGAUAAGGAAGAAGAGCUCGAUGCGGCAAUACAGAAAAAUGAUAGCUUGAGAAAUGAAUUGCGAAAGUCUGAUAAAACUCGAAGAGAACUCGAAUUGCAUAUUGAAGAUGCUGUUAACGAAGCAUCAAAGGAAAAAAAAAUCAGAGAGCAUGCAGAAGAAUGUUGCCGAAAAUUGCAAAGCGAUUUUCGAAAGUCUAUACCAAAUGUGGAUGCAACAACAACUCCCAUAAAUCUUACGUCGGGAAUAGCAGCAUACGAAAUCGAACGAAUCGAACUUCAAUAUGCGGAAAAACUGAAUCAUCAACAAGCGCGUCACAAUUUGGAGCUAGAAGCUCUGCGAGAUCAGCUUAGUGAGCUGGAAACGGCAAACUCAAUACUGUCCAAGGAAUUGCAGCAAACACAUGAAAAAUUAAAGUGUACUUCAAUUGAUUCGAUUGCUGAAUCAGCGGAAACGAUUUUAGAAUUUCAGAAGAGAUACGAUUUAGAGAAAUCAACGUGGCUCGAAGAAAAUCAAAGGUUAAGUGCUGAGGUGAACGUAAAAUCAAAGAAUUUACGUGAUCUACAAACUGAGGAAGUUGAAAUUCUUAAAGAAUUGCAAGUGAAACGCGAAGCAAUUAACCAUUGGGAGCUACAAAUGGCCGAGAUUAUCCAAUGGGUGUCAGACGAACGAGAUGCCCGCAGCUACUUACAAGCUCUGGCUACAAAGAUGACGGAAGAAAUCGAAUAUCUAAAGCAUGUUGGAACCUUUAACAAUAAUGCCGUAGAUCAUAAAAACUGGCGAAAUAGGCGAUCACAAAAACUGGAUAAAAUGGAGUUACUCAAUUUGCAAAGUGCCCUUCAACGGGAAAUUCAAGCCAAGGCAUUUAUAGCUGAAGAGUUAAGUCAAACAAGGGCUGAAUUGAUUUCUACCCAGAAGGAAGCAUGUGAUUUUAAAAAGAGAUGUGAUUCAGUUUUGUAUGAUCUAAAAAAGAAAGAAAAUGAACUGAGGGAUUUACAAAAAGUUGAUAUCGAUUAUUCUGAAUCAUUUUUGAAUAAAUCUUCGCAUCAAAAUAAUGCUUUCUUUAAAGAUAUAUCUAUAAACACGGACUCGAUCGACACCGUGGAAUCAUAUGUUAACGAUACUAGAGACAAUAUUUCAACCUCAUCGAAUUUGUUUCAAUCAUCAAAUACUGGAAUGCUAUUUAAUUACGAAUCAAAAUAUGCACAUAAGACUGCUAAGGACAAUUUGAGUAUUAAGACGUCUACCAUGAAUGAUGACAUACGAUCUGAGAGUAGUUUAAAUUACGAAGAAUCAAAAAAGAAAACUUCUGGCAAUACUUCAAUCCACCAAUUCCUUGUGCGCACUUUCAGUAGUCCAACAAAAUGUAAUCACUGCACCUCAUUAAUGGUUGGACUAACAAGGCAAGGUGUAGUUUGUGAAAUUUGUGGUUUCGCCUGUCACACAGUAUGUUGCCAAAGAGUUCCGACCAUGUGUCCAGUUCCUAUGGAUCAAACGAAGAGACCGUUGGGCAUCGAUCCUACGAGGGGAAUUGGAACAGCAUAUGAAGGCUACGUUAAGGUCCCUAAAUCUGGAGUCAUUAAACGAGGAUGGAUUCGUCAAUUUGUUGUCGUCUGCGACUUUAAACUAUUUCUGUACGAUAUAUCAACUGAUCGAUGUGCGCUACCAAGUGUUAGUGUAUCCCAAGUGUUGGAUAUGCGAGAUCCCGAAUUUUCCGUUGGUAGCGUACGGGAAAGUGAUGUAAUACAUGCAGCUAAAAAAGAUGUACCAUGUAUAUUUAAGAUAAAAACAGCUCUAAUUGAAAGUGGAAUCUCAUUAAACACUCUGAUGUUAGCUGAUAAUGAAUCUGAGAAAUCCAAAUGGGUUAUCGCAUUAGGAGAACUUCAUCGAAUAUUAAAACGAAAUAAUUUACCAAAUACGGCCAUUUACAAAGUCAACGAAAUAUUGGAUAACACUUUAUCGAUUAUACGAAAUGCUCUAUGCUCUGUUAUUACAUAUCCAAAUCAAAUUCUUUUAGGAACCGAAGAUGGGUUAUUUUACUUAAAUUUGGAUUCAUAUGAAAUCGCUCGAAUUGGUGAAACAAAGAAAAUUCUUCAAUUAUGGUAUAUAGAAGAAGAGCAGAUAAUUGUUAUUCUGUGUGGAAAACAACGGCAUUUGAGGCUUCUACCUAUCAGGGCAUUGGAGGCAAGUGACGUGGAAUGGAUUAAAGUCGUCGAGUCUAAAAACUGCAUUUCCGCGUGUACCGGAAUUAUUCGCCGAUACCCAAGCAUUGUUUAUUCAUUUAUUAUUGCACUUAAGAGACCCAAUAAUCACACACAAAUCAUUGUUUAUGAGAUUAAUCGAACGCGUACAAGGCACCAAAAAACGUGCGAAUUCACAAUCGGAUAUUUAGCUCAACAUGUUCAAAUAUUAUCCGACAUGCGCCUGGUUGUUGCUCAUCAAAGUGGAUUUACGGCGUAUUUUUUAAGAGGAGAAGCAACUGCUAUGUCUUUAGUUCAUCCGGAAAAUCAGUUAUGCGCAUUUUUGAAUUAUUCUGGCGUUGAUGCUGUGAGAGUAAUUGAAAUAUUAUGCCCAACGGGUGGCACCUUCGGAGAAUACCUUUUAGUAUUUCAAACCCUCGCUAUAUAUGUUGACUUACAAGGACGCAAAUCUCGUGACCGAGAAAUAAUGUAUCCGGCUUUCCCUACGUAUAUAACUUAUUCCGACGGACAUUUAUUGGUAUUCUCGGAGACUCACUUGGAUAUUUUCAACACACAAACUUCUGAAUGGGUUCAAUCUAUUGGUAUAAAACAGUCACUUCCAUUAAACAAUGUAGGCAACGUUGUUUUAACAUCUAUUAAUGAUACACCCUUAAUAGUUUACUUGGCUAAUAUUCAUACGAAGGGACUAUUGCAACAUCGGGAUAGUGACCGAAAGGGAGUCAGCAAUAUUAAACGUAGAUUUUCAAUCAGAGAAAUAAAUAAAACAGUAAAAAGUGAUCGGAGAUCCAAGAUGAUAUCAGCUCCAUCUAACUUCAACCAUAUUUCUCAUAUGGGUCCUGGAGAUGGUAUUCAAAAUCAACGCCUAUUAGAUUUGCCUACAACUUUAGAAACAGCCGAGCACACUAACAAACAACUCAUAUCUUCAUUAAAUUCCGUAAACCAAUUGAGAAAAUCAAAUUUUCUGGAUCAAACUGAUGGCAACUCUGAGGAUUUCGGUAAUGAUAACAUACCCUCUAGGACUCCCAGCCCAAUGGGGGCAUUACUUUUUGAUGAUCUUAACAAUAUAGAUUAACUUGUAAUACUCAUAUUUAUUCAACCCAUUUCGAAUAAAAUUUGUCAAAUUAAAUUUA
Molecule: messenger RNA, 5069 nt
Organism: Drosophila innubila
Lineage: Eukaryota; Metazoa; Arthropoda; Insecta; Diptera; Drosophilidae
Gene: gek
Product: serine/threonine-protein kinase Genghis Khan
Exons: 11
Coding region: 80-5011 (1643 amino acids)
Biological process (GO): peptidyl-threonine phosphorylation; actomyosin structure organization
Cellular component (GO): cytoskeleton; cytoplasm
Molecular function (GO): ATP binding; protein serine/threonine kinase activity
Source: RefSeq, a predicted model, not a curated record